UAUGAGUAAUAAACAAAAUAUUAAUGAAAUGAUUUAUUAUGCAUUGAGAAAAUACGCCAUUAAUUCGGAUCAUUUGAAUUUAAACAAUAAUUCUCUUGACUUGAUAUCCGACGGAAAUCAAUUUUGGAUUACUCCUGAAAUGAUGAGCGAUGCUAUACUAGAUUUUUACCCUAUAAAUAUUCGAAAACUAGCUAAUAAGUUGAAUAAGAAACUUGAAGAACUAGUUCAGGACGGAACACUAAAUCGUCAUCCUCAUCAACAAAGUUACUGUUUUGCUGAUCCAGAUUUGAAUUGUGGAAUAACUUGGAGAAAUUUGGAAAACGAGCUCGAAAUAAUUUAA
Molecule: messenger RNA, 340 nt
Organism: Dimorphilus gyrociliatus
Lineage: Eukaryota; Metazoa; Annelida; Polychaeta; Dinophilidae
Source: the annotation of a GenBank genome assembly